AUGCAAGAGGAGCCAAAACGAGCUGGAACCAAGCGGAAAAUGAGCAGCAGCAGCAGCAGCAGCAGCAGUGAUGUUGGCGAAGGCGAACGAUCGGCUGCCGGCGGCGGCGAGAAGACGCCUGUACCCAAGAAAAAAUCAAGCCACACGAACCCGGGCGGCGGCUUCUUCGGGAACCUGCUGAAGCCGAAGAAGACGUCGGCCAACCGGAAGGGCAAAUCGCCGAAGAACAAGCGCUCGAAGGCGUCGCGCGAGCAGGGGCCGUCGCGAGAGGGCGGCGCAUCCAGGGAACAGGGCCCUUCACGCGAGCAGGCCGUCCCGAAGGAGAAGGAGAAGAAGGAGCCGGUGAGUGCCGUUGCGAAGACUGCGGCACCCAACCCUACGCCAUCCAGGGUCUUAAACUCGCCUGCUGUGUACUCAAGGGUUCUUCGUCUCGCUGUUCCGUUGCAC
Messenger RNA from Mesorhabditis spiculigera, 447 nucleotides. Lineage: Eukaryota; Metazoa; Nematoda; Chromadorea; Rhabditida; Rhabditidae. The record is from the annotation of a GenBank genome assembly.